Molecule: messenger RNA, 690 nt
Organism: Coffea arabica (coffee)
Lineage: Eukaryota; Viridiplantae; Streptophyta; Magnoliopsida; Gentianales; Rubiaceae
Source: RefSeq, a predicted model, not a curated record
AUGUCCAAAGUGAUGGAAACCAUGAUGAAACACAUCAAAGAUCAAGAUACUCUUAUCGCUCAAUUGCUCACCCAAAAAGAUCACGUUCCUGAAAGAAAUCAUGUGAACCCUAAGGAGCAUCAAGAGCGUGAAAUUCUCUCCUCUAAAGGUGAGGACAAUGUGAAAGAAGUAUAUGUGACUGCCGAGAGAACUAUUCACGUAGAACAACUGAAGAAACUUGUUGAAAACAUGAUUAAAGACAAAAAGGAGGGUGGUUCAAAGUCAACCUUUACCUACUCCAAGCCUUACACUGCUAGAAUUGACAACCUAGCAAUGCCUGCUGGAUAUCAACCACCUAAGUUUCAACAGUUCGAUGGAAAAGGCAGUUCAAAACAACAUGUGACCCAUUUUAUUGAAACCUGCAAUAAUGCUGGAACAUAUGGUGACCUGCUAGUCAAACAGUUUGUUCAAUCCUUGAAAGGCAAUGUAUUUGAUUGGUACACUGAUCUCACACUAGGAUCCAUUGACAGUUGGGAACAGCUGGAGCAAGAGUUCUUGAAUCGCUUCUACAGCCCUAGAAGAACUGUUACUAUAUUGGAAUUGACUAACACUCGCCAAUGGAAGGAUGAACGUGUAGUCAACUACAUCGAUAGGUGGAGAAGUCUGAGUCUUAACUGUAAAGAUAGACUAUCUGAACCCUCUGCCAUAUAA